Molecule: messenger RNA, 486 nt
Organism: Meloidogyne enterolobii
Lineage: Eukaryota; Metazoa; Nematoda; Chromadorea; Rhabditida; Meloidogynidae
Source: the annotation of a GenBank genome assembly
UUGUCACUAUUCAUUGGAAUACUUGUGUCCUUUCCGUGCUGUAAUGAUUAAACGAAAAGCAACUUUAUUUACCAGAUUUGAACAUAAUCAUUUACAUGAGAAUGAAAAUUUAAUUGAAGAAUCACGUUGUUCCCCCAUUUCGAACACUAAUGAAUCGACAAAUUUCCAAUUAAAAUCCUUAGAGGAAAGAAUGAAAAAAUUGGCGGAGCAACUUUCCUUAAUUUUCAAAAUUCAUGAGUUUGUUUUUGAAUUUUUUAUGAUUUUUGAGCGAUUAAUGACUGGUGCUGCACGGUUCAAAAAGAGCUUAAACAAUUAUUAGAUCCAAUUUCUUUGGAUUAUAGGCCAUAUGUAAAAACUGUUACUGGGUUCUUGGGUACUUUGAACUAGGGUAGCAACCCGAGGGGCGGUAUGCGGGUGUGUGUGCAUUUGGGGUUCGGGUCGGGGCUUUUAUCAAAAAAUCCGUCGGGGUUUCGGAGGUAGGAUUGU